Messenger RNA from Chinchilla lanigera (long-tailed chinchilla), 972 nucleotides. RefSeq lists its product as uncharacterized. Gene Ontology annotation, biological process: immune response; immunoglobulin production. The transcript has 7 exons. NCBI's taxonomy places the organism in Eukaryota, Metazoa, Chordata, Mammalia, Rodentia, Chinchillidae. Bases 1 to 972 code for a protein of 323 amino acids. The record is from RefSeq and is a predicted model, not a curated record.
AUGCAGGGAGAUGGUGUGGAAGACUUCGAGAGGCCCCUGAAUGCUUUGCUUAUCACCUCCAGCUACACUGGGUGCCUGAAGCAGGAGGGACAGCGAGGUAAUACAAGUGCCCUUACGCAUUUGCAGUACAUGAGGGUCACAGCCACUGUCGGGGACUGGUACACACAGGGACACCAGGGGACACUAGGACUCUACAGAGAUGGGGCAGCCCUGCAGCUGUGCAGAGCCUUGCCCCGCCCUGCUGAUUUGCAUGUCCCAGAGCACAGCAGCAGGGACUUCUUCAUAGGCUGUCACACCCUGUGCAGGACUCAGUCCCAGUCAGGACACAGCAUGGACAUGAGGGUCCCCGCUCAGCUCCUGGGGCUCCUGCUGCUCUCGCUGCCAGUGCCAAAUGUGACACCCAAUGACCCAGCCUCCACUCUCCUCAUCUGCAUCGAUCGGAGACGCAGUCACCCUCAGUUGUCGGGUCAAGUCCUCAGCAGUGAGCGCAGGUCACUGCUCAGUCCACAGGAUGUGACGGUGGGCUCUGAGCUUCGUGCUGCUCAGACCCUGCCGUGGGGACGGAUUGAGAGGAGUCAGUCCCAGUCUGGACACAGUGUGGACAUGAGGGUCUCCGCUCCGUUUCUGGGCCACUUGCUGCUCUGGGUCGCAGGUGCCAGAUGUGACAUCCAGUUGACACAGCCUCCAUCCUUAUCUGCAUCUGCAGGAGACAGAGUCACCAUCUUUUGCCAGACCAGUCAGAGUGUUAACAAAUGGUUAAACUGGUAUCAGCAGAAACCAGGGCAAGCUCCUAAACUCCUGAUCUACUAUGCAACCAGUUUGCAAUCUGGGGUCCCAUCCAGGUUCAGCGGCAGUGAGUCUGGGACAGAUUUCACUCUCACCAUCAGCAGCCUGCAGCCUGAAGAUGUUGCAACUUACUACUGUCAACAAGAGUAUAGUUACCCUCGCACAGUGAUACAAGCCAUGCCAUAA